Didymodactylos carnosus is the source of this 2240-nucleotide messenger RNA. The record is from the annotation of a GenBank genome assembly. NCBI's taxonomy places the organism in Eukaryota, Metazoa, Rotifera, Eurotatoria, Philodinida, Philodinidae.
GUGUUAGCUAGCUAUAUCGCCCGAUAGUAAAUAACCCAAUUCGAAUUGCUAGCUAGGUAUAUCGGGUAGUAUAUUGAGUUAGCUAGCUAGAUCGCCCGAUAGUCGAUAUUUUUUUUCUCCUUGGGUUCUUAAUACGGCUCAGGAGCUCAUUAUCCAGGCAAAAAUUACCUACAGGAAAACCUAGAUACAUUUAGUCGUCUGCAAUCGGGCGGCACAGGACUAGUUGUCAUCUAGAUUACUGCUUAAAAAAAGGACUUUUAACUAGAUACGUAUGCGUGUUACCUUUUAUUAUUACCUUUUAUUGAGUAUACCGAUGUCACCUUUUUCUGCUGGUUUAUGUCACUUUGUUCGCAUGGCGUCACAAUAGUUGUUACAUGAAAAACGAUGCUUGUUCAGUAAUUUUACUGGUGUUUUGUGAAAAAAUUUGGUUUGUUAUCGAGCAGGAUGUUUUGAGUUCUAAAAAGAAUUUAGUCCCUAGCUUUGAAUAAAAAACUAAACUGAAAUGUUUUGAAUAAAAGGAAUUUUUCGUUGUAAAUAAACAAUAUAAUUUUUCUAUGCGGUGAUCCGAUGGUCACCAGAAAACUACGGUUCAAUUUGAUCCGCACAUUUUCAGCCAUAAACCCUGCAUCUAAUCAAGGAAUGAAGCGCAUCUAUCGAAAAAGAAUUUUUCUAGACACUUUUUUUAUGAAAAAAUGCGUUCAUAAAAGAAUAUUCAUCAGACCGCAAAUGCCGAACUAUUUGCCUCACUGGAUUUUCGAAGAAAGUAUUUCCAUUUCAACGACAUCAUUUCAGUUCGAUGCAAUUUUCGAUUUAUGUAUCCGAAUAAAAAACAAUCUUCUCAUCAAUCCAAUUAUGUGAUUAUGAAGAAAUUUUAUUUUUUAACCGAUUCUUUAUUUUUCGAAAAAUUAAAAUGAUUUAUUUCGUUCUUCAUAGAAGUAUAAAGAAUGAAAUACAUUGUCCGUCACAUGCUAUUUCGUAUCUUCAAAAGCAAAUAUAACUUACUUUUAUAAGUUAAAAAAUUUAUCAUUUGUGUUUGUUAAAAAAGACAUGAAUCAGGAUGAUAUUUUGUUUUUUCUUGUGUAAAUAAAGUGACAAUAAGAAAAUAAGAAAACUUGUUCGUUCUAUUAGUGUAAUGACAAUUUUUAAACUAAAAGGUAUUAUAGAAUCAAACGGUGAAUAUACUCGAAGGUAAACUGUUAUUAUUUGAUAAAAAGAUGAAAUCGAUAUUAUUAGUUGUUCUAUUAUUUGUCGUAACUGUAUUUGGUUUACCAACCACAUUAUUAUCAGCAUCACUUGAUCAACCAUGGAAUUUGUUUAAACAACUGUAUGGAAAAGUUUAUACAUCAACAGAAGAAGAAACAGAUCGACGUAAAAUAUGGGAAAAAAACUUAGAAAAAAUUCGUAAACACAAUUUAGAAGCCGAUCUUGAUUUAUAUUCUUAUAAAAUGGGAGUGAAUAAGUUUACUGAUUGGACACAUGAUGAAGUUGUUCGAAAAAUGAUCGGUGGUUUUCGACCUGAACUUCGAACCACAAGUAAUAAUAAUCAUGAUCAUCAUACAUUUCUUCCACCAUCAGAUAUUAGAAUACCAGCAGAGGUUGAUUGGAGAAAAGAAGGUUAUGUAACUGAAGUGAAAGAUGAACUACAAUGUGGCUCGUGCUGGGCAAUGACAGCAACGGGUGCUUUAGAAGGGCAACAUUUCAAAAAAUAUAAAAAACUCAUAUCAUUAUCGGAGCAAAAUUUAAUUGACUGUUCUGGAGCACAAGGAAAUCAAGGUUGUAAUGGAGGAUUAAUGGAUCAAGCGUUUGAAUAUAUUCGAAUUAAUAAAGGGAUUGAUACAGAAAAAAGUUAUCCAUAUGAAGGUAAAGAUGGCAAAUGUCGCUUUAAACGGGAAAAUGUUGGUGCUAAUGAUACAGGUUAUGUUGAUAUCAAACAAGGAAGCGAAAGUGAUUUACAAAUUGCCAUUGCAACAAUAGGACCAAUCUCAGUUGCAAUGGAUGCAAGUCAUCCAUCAUUUAUAAAUUAUAAAUCAGGUGUUUUAGAUGAGCCUGAUUGUUCAUCUGAAAAUUUAGGUCAUUCAGCUGUUAUUGUUGGCUAUGGUACAACAGAUAAAAAAAAGGAUUAUUAUAUUGUUAAAAAUUCAUGGGGAACCGCAUGGGGUAACGAAGGCUAUAUUUUGAUGAGUCGUAAUAAAAAUAAUCAAUGUGGAAUUGCAACAAUGUCAUCAUAUCCGUUAGUCUGA